CCCCAUUCACCACUUCCAAAACGCCCCUAGACCGAGAGCCCACCCGCACUCUCCGACCUCGGCUUCUGCGAUACAGCUUCUCCUCCAUCCCUCUUCUCUUCCUUCUCUCUUUUGUUGGCUGCUUUCUCCUGAGGAAUCCGAAGAAUCCCACCCGAAUUCAAGCAGGAAGUAGAUUUCGUGGAAUCUUGUGAUAUAUGAGUACAUCGUCGGAGGAAGCCUCGGAGAUCAGUGACUCCGAGCUCGAUGAAUACGAGGAGGAUUAUUACAUAGUAUUGAAGACCGGCAACCACAGGGUAAAGAAUCCUGAUGGCACCUUCCGGUGCCCCUUCUGUGCCGGGAAGAAGAAGCAGGAGUACCUCUACAAGGACCUCCUCCAGCACGCCACUGGAGUUGGCGCCUCUAACAGCCGGCGAGCAAAGGAGAAGGCCACCCACCGGGCCUUCGCUAGAUUCCUCAAGACUGACCUCGCCGACGCCGCGGGGUCCUCCCAGCUAUCGCCUGUUGAGCAAGAACAGCACGCUCCCAAGCCAUGCGAUGAUGAAUUGUUCGUCUGGCCUUGGAUGGGGCUUCUCAUCAAUGUCCCCGUGGAAGAAGGUGGGUUUAAGCUCGGAGAAAAGAUCUCAGAUUUUAAUCCCGUUGAUGUCAUUCCUUUAGGGGAGGGGAUCUGCCAGAGUGAGAGGGGAGCUGCGGUUGUGAGGUUUAACAAGGAUUGGAGUGGGUUCAAGGAUGCCAUGGCUUUCGAGAACCACUUCAAAGCAAAUCAUCGUGGAAAGAAGGAUUGGAAUGAGAGCGUUGGAGAUGGCUCUGGGAUGUUUUAUGGGUGGAUUGCGCGGGAUGAUGACUAUAACUCCAAGGACAUUGUCGGGCAUCAUCUUCAGAGGCAUGGGGAACUGAGGACAAUUUCGGAUGUUGCUAAGGAGGAGUCCAAGGAGACUGGCAAGAUUGUGGCGAUUCUUGCCAAUCAAAUUGAGGUCAAAAACAAAUACUUGCAGGACUUGGAGUUUCGGUACAAUGUGACCGCUCUGUCACUAAAUCGAAUAAUGGAGGAGAAAGAUAAGCUUCACCAGGCCUACAAUGAAGAAAUGAGGAAUAUGCAGCGUAUGGCACGUGAGAAUGCUCACAGGAUUUUUGAGGAGAAUCAAAAAUUGAGGUCAGAAUUGGACAUGAAGAGGAAAGAACUUGAUUUGCGAUGCAAAGAACUUGAUAAGUUGGAGGUCCAGAAUGACAGCGAGAAAAAGAAACUUGAUAACGAGAAGCAAAAGACUGCACUGGAAAAUAGCUCGCUAGAAUUGGCAUCUAUUGAGCAAAAGAAAGCCGAUGAGGAUGUUUUGAGACUGGUCGAAGAUCAGAAGAGGGAAAAGGAGGCAGCUCUUGCUAAAAUACUUCAGUUAGAGAAGCAACUAGACCAAAAGCAAAAACUGCAGCUGGAAAUAGAACAGCUGAAAGGGACCUUACGUGUGAUGGAACAUUUGAAAGGAGAGGAUGAUACAGAUAUGGAGAAGAAGAUGGAAGAGUUGACGGAAAAACUGGAAGAAGAAAGGAGUAUUCUAGAAUCCUUAAAUGCAACUCUUAUAAGCAAGGAGCGCAAGAGCAACGAUGAGUUGCAAGAAGCACGUAAAGAAUUGAUUAUGGGUUUGGAUGAUUUGUUGAGCGCUCGUGCACUGAUUGGAAUCAAAAGAAUGGGUGAACUCGAUGAAAAGCCUUUCCAAAAUGCUUGCAGGAAAAGAUAUAAAGCUGAAGAUGCAGAUACCAAAGCCGCAGAAUUGUGUAGUAGCUGGCAAGAGGAGCUAAAGAUACCAUCAUGGCAUCCGUAUAAGAUUGUUAAUGAUGAUGAAGGGGCUCGGGAAAUUAUAGAUGAGGAUGAUGAAAAGUUGAAAAAUCUAUGGAUUGAGCUAGGGGAUGAUGUGUACAAUGCUGUGAAAAUAGCUUUAAUGGAGAUAAAUGAUUACAAUCCCAGUGGAAGGUAUGUAAUACCAGAGCUUUGGAAUUUUAAGGAAGGGCGCAAAGCUACAAUGAAGGAGGUCAUCCAGUACAUAUUUAAGCAGUGGAAGAAUAAUAAGCGCAAAAGAUGAGAUAUAAAAGGAGACCAUCGAGGAUGUGAAGCGGGGAAAGCUUUUUGUUCAUCGACUGAACCAUAUCAGCGGUGCCAGAGACACAACAAUGGUGAGGUUUUGGAAGCUGUUCCAACUUCGAAUAUCUGGGGAAGUUAUUCAGGUAGACCUUUUUUGUUCCAUGGUGUUGUAAUGCUAAACGAGAGAAACAUAAAGACGUCAAUUUGGUGGAUGCUAUUAGAUGUACCAGGAGUAUUGCUAAUAUACAUUAUCUAUCGUAGAUUCUCUACGAUCACUUUCACCAUACCUCCAUAUGAUAGUGAUCA
Molecule: messenger RNA, 2377 nt
Organism: Phoenix dactylifera (date palm)
Lineage: Eukaryota; Viridiplantae; Streptophyta; Magnoliopsida; Arecales; Arecaceae
Product: factor of DNA methylation 1
Biological process (GO): gene silencing by siRNA-directed DNA methylation
Source: RefSeq, a predicted model, not a curated record